Messenger RNA from Neofelis nebulosa (Clouded leopard), 3762 nucleotides. RefSeq names its product succinyl-CoA:3-ketoacid coenzyme A transferase 2, mitochondrial-like. Gene Ontology annotation, biological process: ketone body catabolic process. Gene Ontology annotation, molecular function: succinyl-CoA:3-oxo-acid CoA-transferase activity. Lineage: Eukaryota; Metazoa; Chordata; Mammalia; Carnivora; Felidae. The record is from RefSeq and is a predicted model, not a curated record. Gene Ontology annotation, cellular component: mitochondrion.
CAGAGGAUCCAAAGCAGGCUCUGCACUGAUGACAGAGAGCUGAUGUGGGGCUCAGACUCAUGAACUGAGAGAUCAUGACCUGAGCCAGAGUCGGACGCUUAACCAACUGAACCAGCCAGGGCCCCAAGAUUUUAUUUUUAAGUAAUGUCUGCACCCAACGUGGGGCUCCAACUCACAACCCUGAGGUUAAGCGUCGCAUGCUUUACCAACUGAGCCUGCCAGGCGCUCCGGGCCCUCUGUGGGUAAACCAGGGCCUGGUGUUGGAGCGUGGUGGGUAGCUCACUGUAUUUCAUAGCAGUGGAGGAUGGCAGGAUCUGAAAAGAGCCCUCUGAAAACAACCCCCCCUGCCCCCCUAAGGAGGACAUCACUCCACCCCUCAGUGUGACAACGCUUAGCGACCUGCUUCCCAAAGUACAGUCGGGACGGGGUGGGGGAAGUAAGUUCACAGAGGAGAAAGCUGAGCGUGCUGCCUUGUCAGGUGAUCAGGGUUCACGUGAAUGUCACGUACCUCCCGUGUCCCCUUGACAUGAAGGGAUGGGAAGGGCCCUCCAUCUCAUGGUCUUCCCCCCAAAACCCACACCCCGUCUAACCGUGAGAAAAACCCAGACAAACGGAAACGGAAGGACGUACUGCAGAGUGCCCUUCAGGUCCUUCUGCAAACCGUCAUAAUUACAAAGCAAGUCUGAGCUCGUGUGAGAGCGCAGAGGUGCCUGAGCAGUUGUAGCAGCUGACGGCCAUGUGGGAUCCGGGCGGGGACCCUGGAAGAGAGAGAGGACAUGGGGAAGACCGGCGAGAUCCGAAUAUAUAUCGUGUUAAUUUAUCAUAUUGGUUCAUCAGUUGUGACAAAGCCACGGCCCUAACGUAAAUGGUAACAUUUCCCAGGGGAAACUGGCUCUGGGUAUCCGGGGACUCUGGGCUGUCGGUGCAGUUUUUCUGUAAAUCUCAACUAGGAUAAAAUAAAACCUUUCUCCGUAUGUAUCCAGAACGGCCCGCCCCUGAUGUGAGCAAGGAGGGUGGUGUGUGGGGGACAAGAGCGCCGUCACAGAGGCUCAGGAGCCACCCAGUGUGCAGGUGGAGUGGGGAGGAGCUUGUUGGUAGCGGCAGAAAUGGAGAAAAGUGGGCAGCAGAGGAAUCACGGAAAAUGUGGAGUGAGCCAGGGGCCCAUUUUUAAUAGAUUUGCGUCUGAGUAAAAGAAGAGGAGGGGGCAGGUCUGAGGCAGCAACCCCAGAGCACUUUCUUUGGCGGUGAGGUCAUUGGGAGCCCUGGUAGACGUCCAGAUGGCCGGUCAUCCAGGACAGGUGAGCGUGGGGGCGGGCGGCGCAGGUGUGGGAAGCGCAGCCGUCUGCGUGGCCUGAGGGCCAGGGGACUGGAGCAGGUCACCCGGGAAGGGUGUGGUGACGGAGAAGGAAGGGGACCACCCAGAGUUGGGGGUGUCCAACAGGGAGAGGUGUGCCCAGAAGGGGCUCCGCAAAGGACCUCCCUUGCCCCCGGGGCUUUGGGCUGGACACGGGCGGCCUUGCCGCCAACCCCGAGGACUCAGGGUCGCGUCUUCCCCUCAGGAACACCGCUGCCUCUGCAGCAGGGGACACAGGGUCCGGAAUCCCCUUGCGGGAGGGGCCCCUCACUGUGGGCAGGGGCGCCGGGGCCACCUGGUGUGAGCGUCUCCGCCCCACGCGCCCUCCCUGCUCUGUGACGCGGUGGUGGCAGCCUGCGUUGGCCUGUUCCCCGCCGGUCUCAGUCCGGGGCCCGGAGCCAGAGUGCACGAUGACCGUCCUCCAGAGGCUCGUGCGGGCGCUUGGGCACCGCGUCCCCGCCAGCCGCUGGGGGCCCACGCUGGCCAAGGCUGAGGGCGGUGUGCGCGGCCUUGCCACCAGCGCUCGCGCCCGCGCCAAAUUCUACUCGGAUCCCGUGGAGGCCGUCAAAGACAUCGCGGACAGGGCCAAGAUCAUGGUCAGCGGCUUCGGGCUCUGCGGGAUUCCAGAGAACCUGAUUCAGGCGCUGCUCCGCACGCGCGUCAAAGACUUGACCGUGGUCAGCAGCAACGUGGGCGUGGACGGCUUUGGGCCGGGCCUGUUACUGGAGGCCAAGCAGAUCGCCCGCCUCAUCUGCUCCUACGUGGGGGAGAACACGCUGGGCGAGCGCCGGUACCUGGCGGGCGAGCUGGAGCUGGAGCUGACGCCCCAGGGCACCCUGGCCGAGCGCAUCCGCGCCGGGGGCGCCUGGGUGCCCGCCUUCUACACUCCCAUGGCCUACGGGACCCUGGUUCAGGAGGGAGGCGCCCCCAUCAGGUCCGCGCCCGACGGCCACAUCGCCACCAUGAGCCAGCCCCGAGAGGUGAGGGAGUUCCACGGGCACCACUAUCUUCUGGAGCAAGCCAUCACCGCCGAUUUUGCUUUGGUGAAGGGGUGGAAGGCCGACCGCGCCGGGAACGUCAUCUUCAGAAAAAGCGCCAGGAAUUUCAACGUGCCCAUGUGCAAAGCUGCGGAAACCUCCGUGGUGGAGGUGGAAGACGUGGAUGUGGGGACCUUUGCCCCCGAAGACAUCCACGUUCCUAACAUUUAUGUCGACCGCGUGAUUCAGGGAGAAAAACACGAGAAAAGAAUUGAGCAUCUAGCCCUCAGGAAGGAGCACGAUGAAAAAGCCGAGUCUGCAGAUGACCCCGGGGCCCGAAUUGUCAAGCGGGCAGCUCUUGAAUUUGAGGAAGGCAUGUAUGCCAAUCUGGGCAUAGGAAUCCCGCUCCUGGCCAGCAACUACAUCAGCCCGGACAUGACUGUUCAUCUUCACAGUGAACAUGGCAUCCUGGGCUUGGGGCCGUUCCCACCCAAAGAUGUGGAUGCAGAUCUCAUCAACGCGGGCAAGCAGACGAUGAGCAUUUUCCCCGGGGGCUGUUUCUUCUCCAGCGGUGACUCAUUCGCCAUGAUUCGAGGGGGGCACCUCGACCUCACCAUGCUGGGAGCCAUGCAGGUCUCUAAAUACCGUGACCUCGCUAACUGGAUGAUACCCGGGAAGAAGGUGAAAGGCAUGGGGGGGGGGGGUGGCAUGGACUUGGUGUCCAGUCCCAAGACCAGAGUGGUGGUCACCAUGGCGCACUGCACCAAGGCCAACGAACCCAAAAUCUCGGAGAAGCGUACCAUGCCGCUGACCGGGAAGCGCUGUGUGGACCGGAUCAUCACUGACAAGGCCGUGUUCGACGUGCACAAGAAGAAACACCUGACGCUGAUCGAGCUCUGGGGCGGGCUGACCGUGGACGAUGUCACAGAGCACGGGCAGCCCUUCGCCGUGUCACCGAACCUCAGACCCAUGCAGCAGGUGGCCGCCUGACCCGGGGAAGGAAGCCCUGGUCAGAGGGUGUGUUUCAUUUUCGCCACUGCCUCUCACCCAGAAGGGGUGUCAUCACACCUGUCCGUUCGUCUGACCGGUUCUCCUGGCGUCUCAGACUCGGCUACCGCCAGACAGACUAUUCUCUCAUUAGGAAUAUGGCUUUAAUUAAAAACAAAAGGAGAUCAUUGGUGUUUCUCUUGCAUAUUCUGUGAGUCCUGAGUUAGGUCUGGUUCCGUCGUCGGGCACUCGGACGCCCUCCUCACUGUGAUGUUUACGUUAAAUUCCUGCAGCUCUGAUGAUCCCACAGGAAGGCUUUCACCGAGGAGCCUUCUCUCGGGAACGAGCCACGAAAUGUGAGGGGAAGGGAUGAGGGAGGAGUAACCACCCCCGUAUCCCCAAGGCUCCUUCCAGUGUCAGCCCCUGCAGCUGACCCCCCUCCCG